Messenger RNA from Hypoxylon fragiforme, 1840 nucleotides. RefSeq names its product heme peroxidase. Gene Ontology annotation, biological process: cellular response to oxidative stress; hydrogen peroxide catabolic process; response to reactive oxygen species. The record is from RefSeq and is a predicted model, not a curated record. NCBI's taxonomy places the organism in Eukaryota, Fungi, Ascomycota, Sordariomycetes, Xylariales, Hypoxylaceae. The transcript has 3 exons. Bases 1 to 1626 code for a protein of 541 amino acids. Gene Ontology annotation, molecular function: heme binding; peroxidase activity.
AUGAAGCCCCAAAUUUGGGCUGGCGUGGGCCUCCUCCAUGCUACUACUGUAGCUGGAGCCGAAUAUAUCUGGCCGUCAAAGUAUGAUUUCUUAGAAGAUGUCAUGGCACUUCAAGCCGGCUACAUACGAAUGGGUUUCAUCGAUGCGGUAAAUCCAUGUGACUUCGGUCACAGCGUCGUAGGUCGCCAAAACGCAGCUGAAUGGAUUCGCACGGCGUACCAUGACAUGUCGACGCACGAUGCUGCGACGGGAACGGGAGGCCUGGAUGCGUCGAUCAUGUUCGAGCUGGACCGAGAUGAGAAUAAGGGGACUGCGUUCAACAACUCGCUCGGCUUCUUCCGGAACUACUACAGCCCCAGAACGACCGGGGCAGACCUUAUCGCGCUCUCCGUGGUCGCCGCAUCAUCGACGUGUGGCGGCCCCAAGAUCCCGUUCCGAGCCGGCCGUACAGACGUCAUGGAGGCGGGGCCAACGGGAGUGCCUGAGCCGAGUCAAGAUAUCAAGACACAUACUGACAUCUUUGCCAAAGCCGGAUUUAACACAAGCGACAUGAUCACGAUGGUAGCGUGUGGACACACUCUCGGCGGCGUCCACAACGACAACUUCCCCGAGAUCACGGGCGACACAACCCCGCUCGAAGUGCACCGCUUCGAGUCCAACACCUCGCACUCCUUCUCCAAAUUCGACAACGUCGUCGUGACAGAGUACCUCGAAGGCAACACCGCGAACCUCCUGGCGUACGGCAGCAACGAGACGACCAACUCCGACAAGCGCGUCUUCAGCGCCGACGGCAACGAGACGAUGAACGCGCUCGCCGACCCCGCCACCUUCCAGGCCAAGUGCGCCGACAUCCUCGAGCGCAUGAUCAACACCGUGCCCUCGACCGUCACCCUCACCGACGUCAUGGACCCCUUCGAGGUGAAGCCGUACAUCAAGCUGCUCGCGCUCAACUCCGACGGCAAGCUCGUCUUCGAGGGCCGCAUCCGCGUCCGCGUCACCAACCGCGCCACCCGCGACUUCGACGUCCACCUCACCUACGCCGACAACAGCGGCGCCAACGUCUCGACAGCCAUAACGACCGACCGCCCGACGCUACAGCUCGGCUCCUCGACCGGCCUGUUCCGCGAGUCCUUCGUCUGGCACGAGUUCUCGACCACCUUGGACGCCGCGGCGGGGAUCAGCAACUUCAACGUGCACAUCACGCCGACGUCCGGCAGCGGCGCCGAGGUCUUCGACAACGGCGGCAGCGGGUUCCCGCUCGAGAACGCCGUGCUGCUACAGCGCCUGCAGUCGUGCACGGGCGACUACAGCGAGACGACGCAGACGCGGCCGCUGACCGUCACCGUCGCCGUCAAGAAGGAGCGCGCCGGCGAGCCCGUCACGAUGGAGCUCGCGCACCCGGUGCCCCAGCUGGGGGCCAUGCUGCCGCGGUACGAGGUCAAGACGCACGUGUUUGAGAAGACGGGCGUCGAGAAGGGGGAUUACGUGCUCUUUGAGGCGAACACGCCGAUCGAGGAGCUGGAUGUCAAGAUCACGUAUGAUAUCGUCGUGGGCGAGGGCGCGGCGCAGACGAGGCUCGAGUUCCAGGAUACGGAUGCGCUGGUGGACCCGUGCACGCCGUUAUGAUGAGAUAUAUUUCCCUAGAUAUGAUGAGAGGGAGGGAGGGGUUAUAGACGGGUGUUUGAGAGCCUGGUAAUUUUGAGCCAUAGAUAUCCAUAGAUGAAAGCGAAUGUAAUCUGAUUUUGAUUUUACGAUUUCUCUAUCUGAAGCCUCUUGAGUUGGCAGAGCUGGUAGGAUGAAGGAUUCUCGGGCACGAGUUUCGUCAUCAACAGUCUUUGCU